AUGGGUGAAGAAAAGGUCCGCAUUUCCGGCGAGUCGCCCAGAGGCAAUGAUGCACCAAUUCUGCCAACCGUCAACCCAGAAGUCGAGAAGCUGCAGGAGCCGGCCUCGAAUGGAAUUCAUCCUGCCUUCUACGUCGUAGUUUGGAUCUCCCUCAGUUCUAGCGUUAUUCUCUUUAACAAAUGGAUAUUAUCAACCCUCGGGUUCCAUUACCCGAUCCUCCUCACAGCAUGGCAUCUUGUCUUCGCAACCAUCAUGACGCAGAUCAUGUCGAAAACGACAACUCUUCUCGAUGGACGUAAAACUGUUAAGAUGACUGGCCGAGUCUACCUGAGAGCAAUUGUUCCAAUUGGUGCAUUUUUCUCUAUGAGUUUGAUUUGCGGAAACUUGACAUACCUGUAUUUGAGCGUCUCUUUCAUCCAGAUGCUCAAGGCCACCACCCCCGUCGCAGUUCUUAUCGCAGGCUGGGUCCUCGGAAUUGAGAAACCGGAUUUCAAGAAGUUGGGCAACGUAUCAUUCAUCGUCAUUGGUGUCGUUUUGGCAUCAUUUGGAGAGAUCGAAUUCGUUCUGAUUGGAUUCCUUUACCAAAUGGGAGGGAUCGUGUUCGAAGCUGUCAGAAUCUGCAUGGUACAAAGGUUGCUCAACGGAUCCGAAUUCAAGAUGGAUCCUCUAGUGUCAUUGUACUACUUUGCGCCAGUCUGCGCUGUCAUGAACUUGACCAUUGCUCUUUUCUGGGAAGUUCCCUACAUUCAGAUGUCUGAAGUCUACGCAGUUGGUCUGGGAACCUUCUUCGCAAAUGCAUGUGUCGCAUUCCUGUUGAACGUUUCCGUCGUUUUCUUGAUUGGCAAAACCUCUGGUCUCGUCCUUACACUCUGCGGUGUACUCAAGGAUAUCCUUCUCGUUGCCGCAUCUAUCCUCAUCUGGGGAACCAAGCUUUCCGGUCUCCAAGUAUUCGGCUACAGCAUUGCUAUCAUGGGCAUGCUUUACUACAAGCUUGGCCAGAAGGAAAUGAAGCCAUACAUCCAAGAGGGUGGCCGACGAUGGGCAGAGUUUGGCGCCAACCGACCCGUCCUCCGCAAGUUGGUCACAUUCGCUCUCGUCAUCACAGUCAUCUUUAUCUUGCUUGGAGGCAUCGCACCAAACACUGGUCUUGGCUACGACCCGAAGAACUACAUCGAUGCCGCUAAGAACGUCGUUGGUGGC
This is a messenger RNA of Lachnellula hyalina, 1200 nucleotides long. Its product is annotated as putative sugar phosphate/phosphate translocator. The transcript has 5 exons. Gene Ontology annotation, cellular component: trans-Golgi network; Golgi apparatus; endosome. The record is from RefSeq and is a predicted model, not a curated record. NCBI's taxonomy places the organism in Eukaryota, Fungi, Ascomycota, Leotiomycetes, Helotiales, Lachnaceae. The annotation marks the transcript as partial. Gene Ontology annotation, molecular function: antiporter activity.